Molecule: messenger RNA, 926 nt
Organism: Centruroides sculpturatus (bark scorpion)
Lineage: Eukaryota; Metazoa; Arthropoda; Arachnida; Scorpiones; Buthidae
Product: zinc finger protein 615-like
Exons: 7
Coding region: 9-926 (305 amino acids)
Biological process (GO): regulation of transcription by RNA polymerase II
Molecular function (GO): DNA-binding transcription factor activity; RNA polymerase II cis-regulatory region sequence-specific DNA binding
Source: RefSeq, a predicted model, not a curated record
UCGAGAAAAUGAAGAUAAAAGAAGAAUUAGAAACGAAACAUUCGGACUUUACAAUUAAACGAAACGAAGAAAAUUUUGAAGUCGAUUUAAAGAAUUUCAAGAAAGAAUUCAAUACGGAUGUGAAGAGUUAUAAAACAAUUAAAUCGGAACGGAAGAUAAAUAUUAAAGGAAUGCCAAUUUUCACUAACAACACAAAAGAAUCCAUUCGUUGGAGUCACUCUGGUCAUAAAAUCGAAAGAGAUAUUAAGAAAGAAAAAGUAAAACAGAAUUAUGAUGUAAAACAUGGUAUAAAAUCAGAAUGUAAAAUUGUUUUGAAAAAGUUGAAGAUUGAAGUAAAGACUGAAGAUUGUAAAGAAGUUGUUCAUCUCUCAGAUGAUGAUGAACACGUAAUGACUGUCAACAAUGAAUUCUUCACUCCGGACGAAAACUCUAACAGAAACGAAGUGAACAUCCAAAUUGAGGAGGAAGAGCAGAUUCAGGAAUACGAUAUUCAGCGCAAUUCGAAAAAGCAAGAGCGUUAUAAAUAUAAUAUCAAAACAAAGAAAUGCAUUCCUUCCAGUAGAAAAUGCAAUAAAAUUGAUGAAAAGAUUAAAAGGAAAUACUUGAAGUUUAUAUCUGCAUCUCAUUCUAAACAAAAAUUUACUAUUUGUAAGAAGCUAUUCAAAAAUAAAAACACGCUAGAAGAACAUUUGAAAGUACAUAUUGAAAAGUGUAAUAUUUGUAAUAAAGAAUUUAAAACUAAAACCACCUUAAUCAAUCACCAGAAAAUUCAUUUCGACAUAAAACCGUUUCGUUGUGAGAAGUGUAAUAGAGGUUUUAUCACUAAACAUCGAUUAAAAUGUCACGAAGCAACUCAUAAUGAAGACAAUCUUCGUUACGUUUGUGAAGGAAAUUCUUCUAAGAAGGUCUUUGUUACAUCAUAUUGA